Molecule: messenger RNA, 888 nt
Organism: Phalaenopsis equestris
Lineage: Eukaryota; Viridiplantae; Streptophyta; Magnoliopsida; Asparagales; Orchidaceae
Product: 1,4-dihydroxy-2-naphthoyl-CoA thioesterase 1-like
Exons: 3
Coding region: 200-685 (161 amino acids)
Biological process (GO): phylloquinone biosynthetic process
Cellular component (GO): peroxisome
Molecular function (GO): 1,4-dihydroxy-2-naphthoyl-CoA thioesterase activity
Source: RefSeq, a predicted model, not a curated record
UGCUUUUUUACUACAAUCCGAUUAAAGUCCAACAUAUCCCAUCCUCGCCUAGAUCGAUGCAGGAUUUAACAAAAAUUGGGUAUAUGGGAUUUAAACAAAAUGGGUAGCUAAGCUAAUGUUCCUCUAGAUCUAACUCCGAUUGACUUGCUCUAUUUCCUAUUCGUCUGCUUCCCCCGGCCGUUACCGGGAGCUAGAUAUUAUGGCUGGAAAUUCUCCUCCGCCAUCCAAGACGGCGUCUCUUGACCGCCCUCUUCACGCCGUAGGCUUCGAGUACGACCUGCUCUCGCCGGAAAGGCUCACCGGUCGCCUCACUAUCACAGAAUCCUGCUGCCAGCCUUUCAAAGUUCUGCACGGCGGCGUCACAGCUAUGAUAGCGGAGGGCAUGGCGAGCAUGGGAGCGUAUAUCGCCUCUGGCUUUCAGCGCGUCGCUGGGGUCCAGCUCUCCACUAACCAUAUCAAAGCCGCCCGCCUUGGCGAGCUAGUUCAUGUCGAGGCUGUCCCAAUUCAGCAAGGUAGAACCAUUCAGGUGUGGGAGGUGCAACUAUGGAAGAUCGACCCUUCUACCUCGGGUGACAAGAAAGUGUUGUUGCUAUCAACUUCUAGGGUUACACUGCUAUGUAACUUACCAGCAUCUAAGGAAAUGAAGGGCUUCGAGGAUACUGUGAAGAAGUAUGCAAAGUUGUAAGCUGCUUCAACAAAAUUGUUUAUUUUUUCUACCGCAUAAUAUAUUUGUAUAUGAUACUGAAUACAUGCUAUCAAGCCUCUGAAUCUGUGCGAAAUAAUGGAUUUCUACUGAAAUCCUUUCUGGGCAUUUAGUGGUAUACAUACGUCAAGUCCUAGAGGAUGUACAAAUCUAUUUGUUUCAUUUGAGCAUGCAUUAAAAGGUAG